AUGCUUGAUAAAGAAAUUAAUUUGCAGAAGUGAAACAGUCGCAGCCGCAAACAGAAGCGAAAUAGCUUGAAGCGAUAGGAAUUUUGUACUUUUAUACAGCGCCACAAAGAAGCCACAGAAUGACCGAUCUGCGCAACGAGAUGGACAGCGAUCUGGACCAGAACUACUCCCUGAACAGCAAUGCGGACCCCAAGAACAUGCAGGAGCUGACCAUAUACGUACAAAAUCUGUUGCAGAACGUUCAGGACAAGUUCCAGACGAUGUCGGACCAGAUAAUAACGCGCAUCGAUGACAUGGGCAACCGCAUCGACGAUCUGGAGAAGAGCAUUGCGGAUCUGAUGAACCAGGCCGGGAUCGAGGGUCAGGGCCCGGAGAAAUGAGAUCCGUAGCGCUGGUCCGGCCACGCCCAUCCGGAAACUGCAUCCCAAUACCAUUAGAUACAUACAUCGAACACCUGGCACCCAGUCAACCGUAUCAAGUUUACAAUUCCAGGCUCUCACAUUCAUUUAAUCUCCUCCGCACCCAGCUGCUCCAAAAAACACAUUUGCUCAUCCAUUUAUUGCAUAGUUUUAAGUUUCGCCCGCUCGGGGCACAUCAUAAUUUAAGUAAAGUAAUUCUUUUGUGAGCAAUGGCCAAUAAUUUUGAAUUAUUGCCGUUUAGUUUCUAUUUAUAAAUUAAAAAUUCGAGAAUUGUAAAUUCCCU
Messenger RNA from Drosophila teissieri, 702 nucleotides. RefSeq names its product heat shock factor-binding protein 1. Lineage: Eukaryota; Metazoa; Arthropoda; Insecta; Diptera; Drosophilidae. Gene Ontology annotation, biological process: cellular heat acclimation. Gene Ontology annotation, molecular function: transcription corepressor activity. Bases 120 to 380 code for a protein of 86 amino acids. The transcript has 2 exons. Gene Ontology annotation, cellular component: nucleus; cytosol. The record is from RefSeq and is a predicted model, not a curated record.